UGCAACUCGCGGUCAGCAUGGCGCACUAUAACUUCAAGAAGAUUACGGUGGUGCCGUCCGCCAAGGACUUCAUUGACCUGACAUUAUCGAAGACUCAGCGAAAGACUCCAACAGUGAUUCAUAAACAUUACCAAAUUCAUCGCAUUAGACAUUUUUAUAUGAGAAAAGUCAAAUUUACUCAGCAGAAUUACCAUGACAGACUCUCACAGAUUGUAACAGAUUUUCCCAAAUUGGAUGAUAUCCAUCCAUUUUAUGCAGAUUUGAUGAAUAUUCUCUAUGACAAGGAUCAUUACAAGUUGGCUCUAGGACAGAUUAAUAUAGCCAAAAAUCUAGUGGACAAUGUUGCUAAAGAUUACGUACGGCUUAUGAAAUACGGCGAUUCUCUCUACCGCUGUAAGCAGCUGAAGCGUGCUGCCCUCGGGCGCAUGUGCACCAUUAUCAAGCGACAGAGGCAGAGUUUGGAGUAUUUGGAACAAGUGCGUCAACAUUUAUCCCGUUUGCCAACCAUUGACCCAAAUACAAGGACUCUGCUUUUCUGUGGGUACCCAAAUGUUGGGAAAUCCAGCUUCAUCAAUAAGGUGACAAGAGCAGAUGUGGAUGUUCAGCCCUAUGCAUUUACCACCAAGUCUCUGUUUGUUGGGCACAUGGAUUAUAAGUAUCUGCGUUGGCAGGUUGUAGAUACUCCAGGGAUCUUGGAUCAUCCUUUGGAGGAUCGGAACACCAUCGAGAUGCAGGCUAUCACAGCCCUGGCCCACCUUCGAGCUGCGGUUCUAUAUGUCAUGGACUUGUCUGAACAGUGUGGACACGGGCUGAAAGAACAAUUAUAACUCUUCCAGAAUAUCAGACCUCUCUUUAUCAAUAAGCCUCUUAUAAUUGUAGCAAACAAAUGUGAUGUGAAACGCAUAGCUGAACUUCCUGAAGAUGAUCAGAAAAUAUUUGUAGACCUGCAGGCCAAAGGAUUCCCUGUAAUAAAGACCAGCACCCUGACUGAGGAAGGUGUUAUUAAAGUUAAAACAGAGGCUUGUGAUAGGCUUUUGGCUCACCGAGUGGAAAAAAUGAAAGGAAAUAAAGUGAAUGAGGUGCUGAACAGAUUGCAUUUAGCUGUACCAAACAAGAUAGAUGAUAAGGAGAGGCCCCCUUUCAUCCCAGAAGGAGUAGUGGCACGCAGGAAGAGAAUGGAAAUUGGGGAGCCCAGGAAAAAAAGGGAACGAGAUCUUGAACUGGAAAUGGGAGAUGAUUAUAUUUUGGAUCUUCAAAAAUACUGGGAUUUAAUGAAUUCAUCUGAAAAAUAUGAUAAGAUACCAGAGAUCUGGGAAGGCCAUAAUGUAGCUGAUUAUAUUGAUCCUGCCAAGAUGAAGAAAUUGGAAGAAUUAGAAAAAGAAGAAGAGCUAAGAACAACUGCUGGGGAAUAUGAUAGUGAAUCUGAAAGUGAAGAUGAGGAAAUGGUGGAAAUCAGACAGCUGGCAAAACAAAUUAGAGAGAAAAAGAAGUUGAAAAUCCUACAAUCCAAGGAAAAGGAUACACAGGGACCCAGGAUGCCUCGAACUGCUAAGAAGGUUCAGCGGACAGAUUUGGAGAAUGAGAUGCGUAGCCUUGGUGUUGACAUGGACGAUAAAGACAACGCCCACUAUGCAGUCCAGGCAAGAAGAUCUCGGAGUGUUACUAGGAAGAGAAAGCGGGAAGAAUCUGUUCCUCCCUCUUCUAUAGCCCGGAGUCGGAGUUGCUCUCGAACUCCACGUGAUGUUUCUGGGCUCCGGGAUGUCAAGAUGGUGAAGAAAGCCAAGACCAUGAUGAAGAAUGCUCAGAAGAAGAUGAAUCGCUUGGGGAAGAAAGGGGAGGCGGAUAGGCAUGUGUUUGAUAUGAAACCUAAGCACUUACUCUCUGGAAAGAGGAAAGCUGGUAAAAAGGACAGGAGAUAGCAUCCUUUUCAGUUGAUGUGGUUUGGCUAGAAUGCUGCUGUUUAUUUCUUGGUUUAGGAUGGGU
Sciurus carolinensis (gray squirrel) is the source of this 1983-nucleotide messenger RNA. Its product is annotated as GTP-binding protein 4-like. Gene Ontology annotation, biological process: ribosomal large subunit biogenesis. Gene Ontology annotation, cellular component: nucleolus. Gene Ontology annotation, molecular function: GTP binding; GTPase activity; RNA binding. The record is from RefSeq and is a predicted model, not a curated record. NCBI's taxonomy places the organism in Eukaryota, Metazoa, Chordata, Mammalia, Rodentia, Sciuridae.